UGGCAAUACCUUCCGCUCUAGUUUACCGAGCGGCAGCGCAUGUCAGUUCAUUUUCAUUUUAUAUCAUUGAUUGUGUCAUACGAACUUCUCGUAAAUGUUAACCUCAAAACUAUCGUGCAGCGAUUUUAAUACAUUUUUUACAUAAAAUAGUAAUCUAACAAAGUGGAAAUGAGCGACAAGGAUAAAUUUCAGUUGCUAGUGUUCGACGGCGACUUUUCUCUGCCCUCGAUAGAGCCAGAAAGCAUAAAAUCAAUACUCUACUGUACAGUGACUGGAGUCCCGAUAGAAGUUAACACAUUUAACAGUUAUAAAACAGCAUUUAAUAAGGUACCGCCGGUUUUAAUACAUAAAAAUCUUCGAUUUAAAGAUUAUGAACAAAUCGUUGCAUAUUUAAAAACUGUGAAUUUCAACCUGGACAGUGAAUUGGAGCCUUUAGAACGCAGUGAGUGCCUAGCAAUGACCAAUCUAGUUCAAUCAAAAUUAAAACCAGUAAUAGAAUUCAACUAUUGGAUAGAGCACAGGAAUUCUAAUGAAUUAAUGAAUAUAUGGUUCAUGAGAAGUCUUCCUAUACCUUUUAAUUAUUAUUAUACAAGGCAUUUCAGAGACAGAGCAACUGAUUUCAUGGAAAGUUUAUACCCUAGUGAGACAGACACAGAGAUAGUUAAAGAAUACAUACAGAGAGCAGCUAUAGAUUGUUUAUCAAGUUUAUCAGCAAGAUUAGGUACCGAAGAUUAUUUUUAUGGUAAAAAACCCACUUCAUUAGAUGUGACAAUGUAUGCUUAUAUUGCACCAUUUCUUAAAAUACCGUUUCCUUUAAACGAAAUGAAUAAUGUUAUCAGUAUGUGGCCGAAUUUGGUGAAUCUAGUGAAGAGAAUUGACAGCACGUACUUUCCAGAACUGCCAAAAGGUUCUAAAUAUUUAAAAUUUGAAGAUCAGGCUAAAACGAAUGACGAUGAUGUAUCCUAUGCUGCUAUUGUGAUUUUGACUAUUAGUGCAACUACUUUGAUGUUAGGGUUUGCUUAUACUAGAGGGUAUUUGACUGGGAAAAUGUUGAAUUAAAUGUAAUUGUAUUUAUUGCCUGCCACCAAAGUUGUAUUCAUAGAAAUAUUCGAGUACUUAUUGCAGUGUAUGGAAAUUUAAG
Psylliodes chrysocephalus is the source of this 1141-nucleotide messenger RNA. NCBI's taxonomy places the organism in Eukaryota, Metazoa, Arthropoda, Insecta, Coleoptera, Chrysomelidae. The record is from the annotation of a GenBank genome assembly.